UAGUAAACUAAGCCGGUUGCUAUUUAAAGUGAUCUGCAGUAAAUUGCCGCCCCCGCACGGGGUUCCAAUCUCUGUCCCGUCGCUAGAACCGAUCACCUCUGCAACAAAAAGCUUCGUCUCUACUGGAAUGUUAGAACUAGCAUAUAUCAUAGUCUUUGGAUCGCGUAUAGUUCAGUUCCAGGGAAGUUGCUGAACCGAAGAAAUGUUAGGGUUUACGAUUUUGCUGUUUACGAUUUCUCUGGAAAGUGUCAGUAGAAUAAGUUCCGCUUGUGAACGUCGUGAUACUCUUUACAAUAUUGUUCCAACGACUGGUGCUCAAGUGAGAUUUUUAAGAGAACUAAAUCUAAAAAACGAAACUCUUGACUUUUGGCUGCUAACAUCAAUUAUUGGUCACGAAGUGCAUGUUAAGGUACCGGCUGAGAGAAAUGUCCGGUUUCUAACGGAACUCUUGUCCCAAGGUUUGAAUCCACUAGUUGCUAGUUCAAAUCUAUCUGCUUGUACAAGCGGAACUCCACAAAAACGGGCUGCUCGCUAUACAACUACAGAAUCAUUAGAUUUCACCAGAAGAUAUUUGCGUUACUACGAAAUAAAUAGAUACAUCGAUUACAUCGGCCGGAAGUACCCCCAAAUCGUCACCGUCAACACCAUCGGAUCUUCGUUUGAGAAACGACCGUUACGAACCGUCACCAUUACACGCAAUAAAUCAAACAAAAAAGCGAUACUCAUCGAUGCCGGCAUCCACGGUCGAGAAUGGAUGGCUCCCGCGUCAGCUUUGUACGUCAUAAAGCAGUUGGUUCAGAACGGCGAUACGAACGGUGAUCUUUUGAACAAUCUAACGUGGAUAAUACUGCCGCUCGUCAAUCCGGAUGGCUAUGAACACUCCCACACUCGAGACAAAUUGUGGCGUAAAAAUCGACACCCCUUCCGGCGCUGCACUGGAACCGAUGGAAAUCGUAAUUUCGAUUUCCGUUGGGGAGAAAAGGGUGCAGCGAGACACGAAUGCCGCCAGACGUACUCCGGUCCGAAGGCUUUCUCCGAACCGGAAACACAAGCCGUCCGUGAUCUGAUGCUGGCUAAUAAUCAAAUAGUCAAACUGUACCUCACACUGCACUCUUACGGGCGGUACCUCCUGUACCCGUGGGGAUACCGGAAAAGUCUUCCCAAGACGUGGAGAUUGAUGGACGCGGUCGCUCGUGCCGGAUCAGAUGCCAUGAAGCGUUCACACAAUGCCGACUACACCGUGGGUGGAGUGGGCAGAAUCCUGUACGAAGCAUCCGGUGGUAGUGAUGAUUAUGCACUAGCGGUGGCACGAAUACCGAUUCCCAUCGUUAUGGAACUUCCCGCCGACGAGGCAGGGUUUCACCCGGCUCCGGAAAAGAUCAAACCAUUCGUCGAGGAAGCCUUCAGUGGCAUACGGGCGAUGGCACGGAAGGAAAAAGAUGACAAUCGCUUGGUGGCCUGGCGUUGUCGAAAUGGAAUGUAGUACCUUUUCUAUCGGUCAAUUCUGGAUGUUUCUGGUCAUUCUUUAGUUCCCAACGGUCUAGUUAUUGGCAAUUCUCUAAGUGGUUUCGAUUGUAUUUGACCAAGGCUUCGCAAAUGUCCAGUUGCAUCUAUCUACCGAUGGUAUCUCGCGGCGUCACACCGCCGAGCCAGCACAACAACACCAAAAUUUUUUCUCGCAUAUUUCUCGAACUUCUAAAGCACGGUCUGCAUGAAUCAGCAGCAUAAAACAUAUAGUAGGAUUAUUAUUAUUAUAAUUAACAUCACUACACCAUCGGCAUUAAUACCGCACGACCAGCUGUAAAAAUUGCAUUAAAUCGCGAAGCAUGAAGUUCCGGUGUAUAUUUAUUUUUCCAAAUAAAUUUUAA
Messenger RNA from Malaya genurostris, 1868 nucleotides. Its product is annotated as carboxypeptidase B1-like. Gene Ontology annotation, molecular function: zinc ion binding; metallocarboxypeptidase activity. The record is from RefSeq and is a predicted model, not a curated record. The transcript has 4 exons. Bases 203 to 1483 code for a protein of 426 amino acids. Lineage: Eukaryota; Metazoa; Arthropoda; Insecta; Diptera; Culicidae. Gene Ontology annotation, biological process: proteolysis.